AGUUUGCUCGCGAGCUCGUUCACAACCGGUGUGAAUUCUGUUCUCGGUGAUCACUGUUUAUUGAAGAAUUGACUAGUGAUAAAUGUGAAUUCUUAUUAUUACAACAGCUCAUUCAACGGCAUAAGGUUUAUUUAGCAGAAAAACAAUGAAAGUACCCAGAUACACCAACGAUGCCGUCCAUUGGUUCAUAAACGAGCUGACGUCCAGAAUAGUAGCAGAGUCAGGAAUACCCAGUGACCGUUAUCACUUAGGCAAAAUACUAAUACAGAGCCUGAAAGAUGCUCCAGAUUUUCUAACACAGGUUAAUCUUACACACAGCAGCACGUCCGGUUACCAUAAUAUAUCAAUCAAGCUAUUCUCCCGUGAUUUCGAUGAUGUAGCUUACCGUAGAAGAAUUUUCAUGAUCGGUGCAACAUUUCCAAAGAUUUCCCAGAAACAAACAAAACUUAGAAACUUUACGUCUAUUUUAAUAUUGGUUUAGUUUUUGCUCAAUAGAUUUUGAAUACUUCUCUUAUUACAUUAAAUCUGACGAACUUUGAAUUAAAAUUUAAAAAACCCUCUUUUAAGACGAUCUGUUUUUAUACAUAGUCUCGAUAAUAUAAUAUUCGUCAUUAUAUCUAUCUCCUAUUUUUGGUUAUCCUAUAAAUUACUAAAUCCACCAAAGCAACUUACACUUCACACUUUUCCAUAAAAAUAGACCCUGAGUCCCCCGUCUAUUAAUGUCUCCACUGCUGCUGAAACAGAUUCGAUAGGGAGGAUAGGUUAGACCCACUAAGCAACAACGUGGGUCCAGCGUGGAUUGGCGUUGCAAAUGCUGGAGACAUCAUUACAACGGGGAGACCAAAUUCGAUUUUUAAUGUUCCUCACUGCAAAACACAAUAUGGUUACCAAAAAAUUCUAGUCAACGAUUUAAAUUCCAAAUGAAAACAUACUUUAUAUUAAGCCUUUUUAGAUCGAUGGAGCUACAGACGAGAGAGAAAACAAUAGCUCUGUAUUGGAGCGUACGGUACGUUGUGCCAAUGCAAUGAAAGCGGCUAGUCUUAAAGUUGGAGAUGUGGUAAUUUUGAUGGCGCCUAACCACAUAGACCUGGUGAUACCUUUUUACGCGGCUCUAUACCUCGGCGUCAUCGUAGCUGCUGUAGAUAGGACUUUGGGUAUCCGUAUAGGAACUCCGUAAUUCUUUCAACAUCAACAGACCUAGAAUGGUGUUUUGUCAAAACGAAAAAGUGUCAGAUAUUCAAAAUGCUCUUGAUGGACUAGAACUCGAUACACUCAUUGUCACGUUUGAUAAGGGUGAUCUUUGUAGUUUCAAUAAAUUCCUUGAGCGUGGUAUAAACGGUCCUAGUGUAAACGAAUUCAGGCCUACCGAUUUCAACCCUGAAGACACCAUAGGUUUACUAAUUGCUACAAGCGGUACAACGGGUUUACCGAAAUCUGCUGCAGUAACCCAUAAAAGUUUAGUCAUAAGUGGACCUUAUUUAUGGUCGAGAUUUCAUAACUUUCCAACGCCUACGAAAAUAGCACUGGUCGGAUCACCGCUGCAAUGGAUGUCAGCCCUAGUUAAUUUCUAUCUAUCUACAAUUUUCCGAUACACAAGGUUGCAGUCAUCAAUGGAUUUGACGCAGAAACAUGCUUACCACUUGAUCAACACAUACAGACCUACUUUCACAAUAUUCAGUCCAACGGCAAUGACGACUUUGCUAAAAUCAGAUGAUCGGGAUCAAUGUGACUUCACGUGUUUAGAUCUAAUCAUGCUAGGGGGUAGUGCUGUCCCUCGAGAUCUUAUUGAAGAAAUUAAGAAAAUAAUACCAGAAGCAGAGGUGACAGAUACAUAUGGAGCGUCAGAAUUGAUAACACUUGUGUUCCAGAGCGACAAUGCUCCACAUGGAUCUUGUGGAAAGCCCGUAGGAUGCUUUCAAUACCGUUUAAUAAAUGUUGAAACAAAAGAAGAUAUAUUUGAGCCUCGUGUGCCUGGAGAAUUAUGGGUUAGAGGGCCUGGUAUUUUUAAGGAAUAUUAUAAUAACCCUAAAGCAACUGAAGAAGCAUUCGCUGAGGGUCGCUGGUUCAAAACUGGGGACAUGUUUUAUAGAGAUGAGAACUGGAAUUUUUUCUUCGUCGAGAGAAUUAAACUGUUACUAAAAUAUAGAAGUUAUCAGAUAUCACCUGUUGAAAUAGAAGGUGUGAUUCGUCAACACCCAGGAAUACUGGACGCGGCUGUAACGGGUAUUCCAGAUAAGGAGCACGGCGAUUUACCUGUCGCUUGUGUGGUCAAACGGCCUGGCCACAAUGUCACUUCACAGGAAAUCAAGGAUUUAGUGAAAGAGUCACUGUCUGACGCGAAGCAGCUUAGAGGUGGCGUGAUCUUCUUAGAUGAGAUACCGAUGACAGCAUCUACAAAAGUACAUAGAAGAAGACUCAAGGAAAUUGCAAUGAACAAAAUAUAAAGAUAUAGUGUUAGCAUGGAUUAUUAGUCUCUAGUGUUGAUUAUUGUUAUAGUGAAUUUAAUAAAAAAUCUUUUGCAGAUUUUG
Molecule: messenger RNA, 2528 nt
Organism: Diatraea saccharalis (sugarcane borer)
Lineage: Eukaryota; Metazoa; Arthropoda; Insecta; Lepidoptera; Crambidae
Source: the annotation of a GenBank genome assembly